This is a messenger RNA of Paramecium octaurelia, 488 nucleotides long. NCBI's taxonomy places the organism in Eukaryota, Ciliophora, Oligohymenophorea, Peniculida, Parameciidae. The record is from the annotation of a GenBank genome assembly.
AUGCGAUUACACUUGUUUGACUUGUAAAAUGAUAUCGAGUAGAUGUGACUCUUUUUAGGUAAAUUCAUAUAGAACUUACAAUUUAUUAAGUUGAUGGAUUUUCUACAAAUUUAUAAAAAUGCUAUAAAAAAAGUUUAAAUUAUAUUAAUUCAUCAUUUUAUUGCAAAUCUUGUGAGUAAAAACGAUACUUAGACCAAAAUCCAUGUCUAUGCAAUUCUUGUUAUUUUGAUGAUGGCUCAAGUAAUUGUAGUAAAUGUGAUUCAAACUGUUACAAGUUCAAUUACAAUUCAACAUAAUGUACAGAAUGCGAUCCAAAUAGUUUAAAAAUUUUGAACACUCAUACUAAUACUUGUUAAUGUUAACCAGGAACAACUUAAAUAAAUAAAUCGAUUACUUGUUCUAAUGUUGUUACAAAUUGCACAUUUUGUAGUCUAAUUAAAUUACUCAUUGAUUCAUAAUAUAAAUGUAUCGAUGGAACUUAUUUGUGA